Molecule: messenger RNA, 3144 nt
Organism: Mastomys coucha (southern multimammate mouse)
Lineage: Eukaryota; Metazoa; Chordata; Mammalia; Rodentia; Muridae
Gene: Ptp4a2
Product: protein tyrosine phosphatase 4A2
Exons: 5
Coding region: 410-913 (167 amino acids)
Biological process (GO): positive regulation of cell migration; protein dephosphorylation
Cellular component (GO): nucleus
Molecular function (GO): protein tyrosine phosphatase activity
Source: RefSeq, a predicted model, not a curated record
AAGCGUAUUCUUUUAAUGACUCCAGUAAAAUUAAGCAUCAAGUAAACAAAAGUGGAGAAGAACCUACACUUUCAACUUGUCUCACUAGUGCCUAAAUGUAGUGGAAAGGCUGCUUAAAUUUUGUAUGUAGUUGGAUUUUUUUGGAAGCUGAAGGUAUCCAUCUGCAGACAUAGAGGCUCAAGUUGAAUUUGGAUUCAAGUGGAUUCUUAAUACUUCUGCCUGUGUUGAAGAGCGAAGCUUCAUAAGGAAUAAGCAAGUUGAAUAGAGAAAAUAGUGAUCAAUAAUAGGCAUUUUAGUGGUCUUUUUAAUGUUUUCUGCUGCGAAACAUUUCAAGAUUUAUUGAUUUCCUCCUCUCCCAUUUUUUCCCACCACACUCACUCACGCACGCUCACACUUUUUAUUUGCCAUAAUGAACCGUCCAGCCCCUGUGGAGAUCUCUUAUGAGAACAUGCGUUUUCUGAUAACUCACAACCCCACCAAUGCAACUCUCAACAAGUUCACAGAGGAACUUAAGAAGUAUGGAGUGACAACUUUGGUUCGAGUUUGUGAUGCUACAUAUGAUAAAGCUCCAGUUGAAAAAGAAGGAAUCCACGUUCUAGAUUGGCCAUUUGAUGAUGGAGCUCCACCCCCUAAUCAGAUAGUAGAUGAUUGGCUAAACCUGUUAAAAACCAAAUUUCGUGAAGAGCCAGGCUGCUGUGUUGCAGUGCAUUGUGUUGCAGGAUUGGGAAGGGCUCCUGUGCUAGUCGCACUUGCAUUGAUUGAAUGCGGAAUGAAGUAUGAAGAUGCUGUUCAGUUCAUAAGACAAAAAAGAAGAGGAGCAUUCAAUUCCAAACAGCUGCUUUACUUGGAGAAGUACCGACCUAAGAUGCGCUUACGCUUCAGAGACACCAACGGGCACUGCUGUGUUCAGUAGGAGUAGAGGAAGGCUGGCUGGAUCGUGGCAUUAGAGGGAACUCUUGGUACCUGGAAAUGUGAAUCUGGAUUCUUACCUGUGUCAUCAAAGUAGUAAUGGAUUCAGUACUUCUCAACUCCUAAUGAUUGAGAAGAAGGCAAAUGAUAAAGAAAUCCCUCUAUUACAUGAAUAAAAUGUUUAAGAAAAGAAAAAAGAAAGGAAAAGGGAUUAAUUUAGUGGAAGAUGAUUUUGCUCCUAGUUUUGGAGUUUUGAUUUAUGCCAGGAUUGAAUUAUUUCAAAAUCUCCUGUGUUUUUUAAGCUUUUUCAAAAUAGAUGUCUGAGUAAAACCAGCAGCAUAUUAACCAGUGUGGAGCCAGUUGCUGGGGAGCACACACUUCCAUUAUGCUUGGCACAUAGGUCUCCUUGGGUUGGGAUUUGGGGGGAGGUAGAUUUUCCCUAUCUUCUCUCUUCCUGGCUCCCGCCCUUCUCCUGAUCCAUGUAGAUGGAAUAGAAAGAAGCCCUUGUUGCUGUAGAUGUGCGUGUGUCUGGCAGCCUUAAGCCCACCUGGGCACUUUUAGGAAAAAAAAAAACCAAAAAAUAAAUAAAUAAAAAUAAAAGCAAAGAAAAGGCAGUGGCGCAUAUAUUCUGUGGUCCAGGUGGUUUCUAGUCUAUUGAUGGAUGCUUAUAUUAGUUUUUUUUUUUCCCCCUUGUAUCCCUGAUCUACCAUUAGGGUGUAUGAAAGGUAGCCAGGAGCCUUUAGUUUUGUGAAUGGUGAGGAAAUGACAUACUAAGUGGAGUCUCUCUCCUGUAAUUUAGCUGAGAAUCCUUUUUCCCAGCAGGGAAGCGAGUGGGCCUCCUUGAAACUUUAUUGCAAACUUUAUUGCAGAGAUGACUGGAGGCCACUGCUGGUGUGUCCAGGAGAGUUAGCUUGUUUCUACAAGUGUAGAACUGUGGGCUGUGGAUCUACUGUCUAACGAUGCCAUGGAAAAGAGGUCAUCUUAAAACUUUAGAACUGAGUUCAGAAAUAGUCAAAGGAGCAACAGAACAUUCAUAGUAUUUUGGUCUUGAGAAAUGCCUAUGGUAGUGGUUUUCCAAAUUAUUCUUUAUUUGUACAGUUCAGUGUAACCACCUAUCACCUUGUUAGUACUAGAUUCUCCUGAGAUUACAAAAGAAAAGUCACCGUCAGAAGCAACCUUGCCUAGUGAGUAUGUGUCCACAAGCUGUAACGGAAGAGCAGCAGCACGCAGCCCAGCGAGCAGCACGCGCUCACAGCAUUGUGUGGAAGUGUGUGGGUUCUCUGCUCAGCUUGUUGGUACAGAGAAGCUGUUUUUCCUUAUUUGCAGAAGGCAGUUGACUAGACAGAGCAAGUAGAGGGACACCUCAGUGUACCCUCUUCACCUAAAUAUUCCAUACUCAACAGCACCCUGCUACAAGCCUUGAGUGCAGCCAUCAGUGGAUUUUUAUUGUGUAGAGCUAUAUAAGCUUGCCAUUUUGUUCUUGUCAGGCCAGCAGGAUGUAUGACAUCUCAUUGACGGUACCUCAGAUGCCAGCAGCUUUCUGAGUUGACUGCUUACUGUUGAUGGAAUUGUUUUGAUUUUUAACUAAAUGCAAAUACCUUCCUGCCUCAUCCCAGAAAAUGAAAAAUAAUGCUUUUGACACUUUCUAGAAUUUUAAAGUAAAAAAGAUGAUAUAGUCCAAAAAUUCUUACUUCAGAGCAUGGCAAUAGAUUCCUUUAACAAAGACUCAAGAUCAGAAUUUCACCCUUUAAGUUUAGGUUGACUGUUAACUCCUCAGGGGUUUUGAUCAAUACCACCCAAACCUUUUCCACUUGACAUGCUCAGAAUUUUGGUGUGUGUGUAUUUGUUCAUGAGCACAAUAGCACCCAUGAGGGUCUGCACAUGCAGGUGUCCACCAGCAUCAGUGCUUACCAGAGACAGAGUGUCACUCCUGUGUCCACCAGCAUCAGUGCUUGCCCGAGACAGAGUGUCACUCCUGGGUCUGGGGGAGAAGGGUGUGUACAGGAACAUAAGGCAGCCCUUUGUCUUAAGGAAGACUAAUGUUAAUUGUUCUCAGAACUGGACCUUUUAUCCCCCCUCAAAAUUAAACCUUUUUUUUCUUUUGGAUUUAAUGAAGUAUUGCUAACUGAAGCCAGUUUGUCUUGUGAGAGAGGUUAGACUGACGGAAAGUGUGCAGCCUGAUUUACAACCAAACUCUGAACCCUUUUGAAGAACAAUAAAACAUAUUUUACAUGC